This is a messenger RNA of Hibiscus syriacus, 1171 nucleotides long. RefSeq lists its product as uncharacterized. The transcript is spliced from 5 exons. The coding region runs from base 61 to 1074 and encodes 337 amino acids. Lineage: Eukaryota; Viridiplantae; Streptophyta; Magnoliopsida; Malvales; Malvaceae. The record is from RefSeq and is a predicted model, not a curated record.
CCAUUUUCUGUUCUUUUCUUUGGCUUCUUAUUUUCAUCAGCUAAUCCUAAGCUGAAACGCAUGGCUUUACUAGUAACUCAAUCUUUUCUCUGCCAAACCCAUUUCUCUGCUCUUCCAAGACCAACACCCUUCAGUUCCAUCCCUCCUUCACUAUCCCUUUCUCAUCCCCAGCCCGGUCUCUAUCCUUACAAACCAUGUCCCACAACCCCGUUUUCUAUCCACCAGUCCAUGCCCAUUGUAUGCCGCGCGUCUCGCCGCAAGUCCACCGCCUUGAGUUCCACCUCGGAAGGAAGUCAUCAGUAUGAUCGUCUUCGGCGAGUCCUUCAGCUGGCUCUGUGGACUGCCGAGGCUGUUUACAUCUUGUGGCUCUUUUUGCUUCCUUAUGCCCCUGGAGAUCCUGUAUGGGCCAUCAGUUCGGACACAAUAAACGCUCUCAUCGGCCUUUCUCUCAAUUUCUUCUUCAUUUUGCCUUUGACCAAUGCUGUUGGCAUUCGUCUGAUUGAUGCCCCAGUCCUUCACCCUAUGUCUGAGGGAUUAUUCAACUUUGUUAUGGGUUGGACGCUGAUGUUUGCUCCAUUGCUAUUCUCUGAUUGUAAGAGAGACAGAUACAAAAGUUCCCUCGAUGUUCUAUGGGGUCUGCAGAUGUUUCUCACCAACACAUUCUUAAUUCCUUACAUGGCGAUCCGGCUGAACGAAGCUGAUGCAGAUAGCCGUCCCAGGGAACUCUCUCCACUAGGCUCGGCAAUGACGAAUGGUGCAGCCCCAGUGGGAAUAAUCGGUGGGGCUGUAUGUCUGUUAUCUGUGAUAUGGAGUAUUUAUGGUCGAAUUGAUGGUGAUUUUGGAAACAUAACAGAUAGAUGGCAGUAUUUGGUAAGUUAUUUGGGUUCAGAAAGGCUGGCUUAUGCAUUCAUUUGGGACAUAUGUCUUUACACAAUCUUCCAGCCUUGGUUGAUUGGUGAGAACCUACAAAAUGUUGAGAAAAGCAGAGUAAGUGUAGUGAGUUAUCUUAGAUUUAUCCCUGUCAUUGGCUUAGUUGCUUAUCUUCUCUUUUUAGAUGUUGACAGGGAACAAUAGAUUUAAAGGCUUGAGUCGCCUUGAACAUCUUAAUGUAUGAAGAGAAGAAUUGUGCAGCUCUAUUCGCUAUAAAAGAGAAUAAAUGAACUUGUCCCAA